AUGUCACUGCAGCUCAACAACAGCAUUUUCAGCAUGCUGAAUAUUAAACAUGCUGUCUCCAGUGCGUACCACCCCCAGACCAACGGGCAGGAUGAGAGGACCAACCAGAACAUCAAGCGUGCUCUCAGAAAGUACGUCAACCAGAACCAUGAUGACUGGGACGUUCACCUUGCUGCUGUGGUGUAUGGCAUCAACACCGCAAAGCAGCACUCCACCCGCCACAGUCCCUAUUUCAUGCUCUUCCACCGACAUCCACGUCUUCCCGCUGUGAUGAACGCCUGUCCCAUGGACGAUGACUUUGAGGUUGCAAACCCUGAAGAGGACAUCGACACAAGAGUUGAGGAGAUGACAGUUCUGAAUGAAACGGUUCUUCGCAACAUUGAGAGGGCACAGGACACCCAGAAGAAGACCUUUGGAACACGGAAAAGGAAGCAGGUGAUCCAAAAAGACGACGCAUUGGAGAUGCAUUAUCGAGCCAACACCAAGGACCAUCCACCAACUAAGAGGAAGUUUCUCCUGGACCACUCAUAUGGGACUCCUGAAUGCCAGAUUGAUCAUCAGUAUGCCAGUCCAGGAGCAAAGUGGCAGAAAGACUUGGACCCUCUUCAGUCCAGUCUGCUCGAAUAUGUUUUGGACCAAAACCGACCUCCAGGAGAACUCCUAGUGAAGGAAGACAACAUCUGCCUGACUCGGGAAGACUUUUGGAGCCUGGGUUUGGAACACUGCUUGGAAUCUAAUAUUGGGAAUGCUUGUCUGAAGAUUGUGGGCGAAGCUGCACAAAGACAUGUAAUCUGUUGUACUGGUAUAUUUUUUCUUCGGUUAAAGCCAUCAAUGGGAAAAGAUGUUCAUAUUGCUGACCUCUACGUCGUGGCCACCUGGAAGGAUCCACAAGUCAACCUGCUUCGUUGCUUGCCGGAAAACUUUAGGUCCAAGGACAUCCUGCUUUUUCCAGCUUGGAGCAGGCAGGCAUGUGAAGCUGACCAUUAUCUGCUCUGUUUCUUUCCUCAGCAGUACAAUGGAAAUUGCUGCGGCAUCUUUAUGCUGAUGGAGGACAUGCCAGCAAUUCGCCAGUGGUGGUGUAUUCAGCUGAUGGAGAGAUUCUGCAUUGAGGGGCUUGGACAGAGAUUCGCCUUCUGGACAGAAGAAGCAUCCCUUCUCCUCCAGGGAACUCUCCAGCCUGUCUUCAGGGUACCAAAGGCGACCUCCUCCAAGCCUUUACCAAGUCUAAUCAGACAGUUACCAGCAUGUGUCCUCAUCGACAUAUUGGAAGAGGUUGUUCUACACGAAGGGGAUACAGCCAUCUGCAAACUGGCUCUGGUGAGCUCCAUGUUCAGAGACCUUGUGUCUACUGAAUAUUUCAGAAGACGGGCACACUUCAAGUGGCUUCACAGCGUCUGCACAUGGAGCAGCUUCUCGGAAAAGUACAGAGAACAGUACUUUAACAUGUACACAAUUGAGAUCUGCCUUCAAUGUGGAGAUCAGUACAAACACUGCCCCCGAGGAUAUGUUGGAACAGUAUUGUUACAGUAA
Pundamilia nyererei is the source of this 1530-nucleotide messenger RNA. Lineage: Eukaryota; Metazoa; Chordata; Actinopteri; Cichliformes; Cichlidae. The record is from RefSeq and is a predicted model, not a curated record.